Messenger RNA from Saxophila tyrrhenica, 2148 nucleotides. RefSeq lists its product as uncharacterized. The record is from RefSeq and is a predicted model, not a curated record. Bases 1 to 2148 code for a protein of 715 amino acids. NCBI's taxonomy places the organism in Eukaryota, Fungi, Ascomycota, Dothideomycetes, Mycosphaerellales, Extremaceae. The transcript has 4 exons.
AUGCAGAACCACCGUGGUUCGAACGGCAACGGCUUCGGCCACAGGCCAAACAAGAACAACAAAGUCCCACCUUCGCCUACGCCAGGUCCGCGUCGCAGUCACGGCAACAACAACAACAACAUGGAGAAGGCUACCGAGCAGGGUCGCUACGUGCCGCCGCAGAAGCGUGCUGGUGGCAAGCAGCUCCCAGACAUCGUGCGCCCGGAGUCGUCGAUGUCGAACGCCACCUUCAUGAGCCAAGCCCCUCCUCAGCACUUCGCACCCGUUCAUCACAACCUCCCCAACCGCGGCCAGAUGGCGCACCCUUCCUACGGCUACUUGCCACCAUGUGGUAACUACGCGUACGGCCCGGACGACCUCACUGAGCAGAUGGCUCGCUUCGAUGCGUCUCUCGGCUCCGCUGCCGCUCACCCUGACGCACAGCGCUACCUGGGCAAUGGGCGUGGCAUGGGCAACGGUCGUCUCAUGGGCAAUAAUGUCGGCACUGGUACCGGGCUCAGCUUCAGGAACGGCGGCGUCCGUCCAGGUUUCGGCAACGCUCCGGGCGCUGUCGGCGGCGGCGUGCCGUCCAACAAGCGGGGUCACGCGUAUCGCCUCUCUGAUGCCGACUCCGCACUCGGCGACUCCCAGGGCUACCGCAUGGCGCAGAUGAUCAUGAGCGGCGCUGCUGAUGAUCCGCGUGAUCCGGACUUCGGUAACCCAGGUCCUUCUCGUCGCCCAGAAGCUGCACAGCAGGCUCUCAUCGCUGCGCAGCAGAAGCACCAUCGUGGAGACCUCGCUGCUGCCGCCGGUGAAGAUGUGAGCCCGUACACCUCCGUCCACUGCCCGAACAUCCGUGGCAACCCAGCCGCCUAUCUCGGCACCAAGCAACUCCAUCUUCCUCUCUGGAUGAAUGACGUCGACCACAACGGCGGUAGGCCAACAGUCGCGCAAGUGUUUGCCGAUCUUCCGCUCAUCGAGGCCUGCCGCGUGGCUCGCCCAAGCACUGCGGGUGUCAUCUGCAUCCGCAGCAUCCCGUACACCACCACCCGCGCCGAAAUCACCGCGUUCUUGGGUCGCAACUCGCAGAUUGUGAACCAGCCCAUCGGCACCCCCUUCACCGCGAUUCACAUCAUGAUGGAGCGCAUGUCCGGCAAGACGCAAGAUGCAUUCAUCGAGGUCGAGUCGCCGAAAGAGGCCGGUCUCAUCCACGGCUCCUUCAUCCAGCGCAUUAGGCAAGGGCGUAUGACCAAGCUCGGCGAUCGCCCAGUCAUCGUCGAGCUGUCGUCCCAGCAAGAGUUGAUGAGUGAGAUGUUCAAUCGCGCGAAGACGGUGACCUGGGUCGGCAACCAGCCCAAGUUCGACAACUCUACCAAGUACUUCUACGACGGCGUCGAGUCGGUCGGCUUCGAAGGCUUCUUGCGCGACGAAGACUAUGCUCACCUCCUGAAGCACAUUGAGUCGCCACAGCGCUCUCCGUUCGUCCAGCGCUGCAUCAUCCGUCCGUACGAGUCCCUCAUCUCGACGAUCCACAAGUUCCCAUGGUUCGACGUCGAGCACGUGCUUCUCUCCGAGCGCGAUCAAUUGUUCAAGGUCACCAUCACGGCUAUCGACACCCUCAUGGCCCUCCUGCGCAAGCACGGCGGCACCGGUGGCCACGACGCGACGAAGCCGAACAACCAGAUUCUCAAGGAGGUCGCCAUCGCUGCUCUCACGUGCCCAGGCUUCUCCGAGUUCCAGAAGUCUCGCGUCAUCCGCCACCUCCAGCAGGGCAACUACGGCCAAUACACGGUCUCGAAGGGUCUCAACCUCACCUUCGGUGGUAUCGACAACUACUCCCCCAACUGGCCGUUCCUCAUCCUGGUCAAGAAGCCUGGCGUCAACGAUGAGCUCAUCGAGUACAUCGCCGGCCUGAUGCGUGACACCACUACGGGCAGCCAGAUGUCCCUCGCCGACAUUCACUCCAUGCAGGCUUCCGGCAACCUCGCCAGCCCGUUCGGCCACCUGGACAUCCAGUACGAGGACUGCAAGACGCUCGCUGACGUCGGCCGCCUCGAGCUGCGCACCAUUGAGAAGAUCCUGUGCUUCUCUCUUCCGCGCGGACGCCCCGAUCGUACCUUCAGCACCGGUCGCUCGCUCGGCACCGGCCUGUACAUGAAUAUGCAGUAA